AUGUUUUAAGAUAGUAAAAGGCAUGGCCCUUCAUUAGAAUUAUAGAACUUAGGACCAUUACAUAAAUCUAUAAGCAAAAUAACAGAUCCUGAUAUCCAAAGUUUUGAAUGUUAGAAGAAUACUUACAUCCCUUCUCCAAGAGUAUAACGAUUUGACAAACUGGGAAAUUUGAUUCAUAAAAAUUAGAAAAAAAAAUAUCAAAUAACAUUUCGAGAUGAAGUAACAGCUAAAUCUAAAUUGUACGAUAUUAUUCUAGUGGAUAAUUGGAAAAAAUAUAAUAUUAUAGAUGAAGAAAAAGAGAAAGUAGGUUGCUGUCAAUCCAAAAGUUGUUAAUUAUUUUGA
Paramecium pentaurelia is the source of this 342-nucleotide messenger RNA. NCBI's taxonomy places the organism in Eukaryota, Ciliophora, Oligohymenophorea, Peniculida, Parameciidae. The record is from the annotation of a GenBank genome assembly.